Messenger RNA from Salvelinus namaycush (lake trout), 424 nucleotides. Its product is annotated as regulator of G-protein signaling 20-like. NCBI's taxonomy places the organism in Eukaryota, Metazoa, Chordata, Actinopteri, Salmoniformes, Salmonidae. The transcript is spliced from 3 exons. The annotation marks the transcript as partial. The record is from RefSeq and is a predicted model, not a curated record.
AGACGGAGAGUCUCCGAUGACUGUCAGCGAGAUGUCGCCCAGCCGGGCUCAACGGCAGCCCAACACACAGAGACCUAACACAUGCUGCUUCUGCUGGUGUUGCUGCUGUAGCUGCUCAUGGAAUGAAGAGGACAGAAGGAGGAAAUCCCUGGAGACACAUCUGGAGACCAUAUCAAACUGUGAACCUUGCACCAAACCAACAUUAGAGGAGAUGAGGGUUUGGGCCCAGUCGUUCGACAAGCUGAUGAAGAAUCCUGCAGGUCGGAACGUGUUCAGAGAGUUCUUAAGGACUGAGUACAGCGAGGAGAACAUGUUGUUCUGGCUGGCCUGUGAAGACCUCAAACAGGAGAUGAACAAGAACACAGUGGAGGAGAAGGCACGCAUGAUCUACGAGGACUACAUCUCUGUCCUGUCUCCCAAAGAG